Messenger RNA from Lichtheimia ornata, 498 nucleotides. RefSeq lists its product as uncharacterized. Gene Ontology annotation, biological process: intracellular sterol transport. NCBI's taxonomy places the organism in Eukaryota, Fungi, Mucoromycota, Mucoromycetes, Mucorales, Lichtheimiaceae. The record is from RefSeq and is a predicted model, not a curated record. The transcript has 4 exons. Gene Ontology annotation, molecular function: sterol binding. The coding region runs from base 1 to 498 and encodes 165 amino acids.
AUGAAGUUGCUAACACCCGUUCUCAUCGCCGUAUUGGCUACACUGUCAAGUGCUGCUACCAUUUCUCCUCAAUUGUAUAUUCAAAGCCAAUCCCCCCAUACUACAUCAACCGAUCUUAUCAAUGUGUGCGGCAAUGGCAACGAUUUAUUGACCGUCAAGGAUAUCACUCUUACUCCUGAUCCACCACAGAAGGGUCAGAAUCUUACCAUUGAUUUCAAGGGUAAACUGAAGGAAGAGGUGCCCGAGGGAACAUCCGUAUUGGUGCAAGUCAAGUAUGGUGUGGUGCAGCUUAUCAAGAAGAAAUUCGACUUUUGCGAAGAAGUGAAGAAGGUGGAUGAAGAAUGUCCUAUUCCUGCUGGCGACCUUGUGUUUACCAAGCAAGUUGGUCUCCCCAAGGAAAUUCCUCCAGGUCAUUAUUCUGUACAUGCUGUUGUCACUACUCCCGAUGGUGCUCAAGUCACCUGCUUGGAUGGAAAAAUGAGCUUCCCCCGCAAGUAG